Molecule: messenger RNA, 2218 nt
Organism: Calliphora vicina (urban bluebottle blowfly)
Lineage: Eukaryota; Metazoa; Arthropoda; Insecta; Diptera; Calliphoridae
Gene: tobi
Product: target of brain insulin
Exons: 4
Coding region: 118-2067 (649 amino acids)
Biological process (GO): carbohydrate metabolic process
Molecular function (GO): hydrolase activity, hydrolyzing O-glycosyl compounds
Source: RefSeq, a predicted model, not a curated record
GGAUUCACAAUCAAAUUCGAAAUUAAUUGCAGUUUGCAAUUUUUCAUUAGACUGAUCUAUUUGAUUUAUAUACUACAUACGAGUGCAUACAUAGUAUGCAUACGGAAAUACAAUAACAUGUUUCAAAUGGUAGGUAUUACGACAUUGGUGCUUGUUACGGGCCUAUUGCCGUUCAUAGAGUCCUGUAGAAGUGUCGAGCAACGUUAUAACUUUCCAAAUUCGGAUAUCUUCAUACAACUGAAAAGGACGACAUCAAAACUACAAUAUGAAAUAUUAAAAGGUACCGAAGAGCUACAAACAAUUACUUUUGAAAAUUUCAUCACAAAUAAUAACUUGGAAGCUACAUCGGAUGGUAUGUUCAAAUUAACUGAUGGAUCAAACACCGUAGAAUUCGAACUGAUAUCAUCGUCUGACGGAGUGACACAUGUUCGCAUUAUUAGGAACAAUGUUGUGGAUACUAGUCAGCCAAUGGAUUGCAUCAGCUUAAAUAUUGGUAAUACUCACUGGUACGGUGGACCGGAAGAUCGACAUCAGUAUUGGCCAGUAGAGCGACAAGUGUUUACUAAUUAUUCAUAUCUAACAAAGGAAGAUCACAAUGCUGGUUUAGCAGAGCGCUACUGGCUGAAUUCGGAUGGAAAGUUUUUCUAUGUAGAAGAUGAAACACCAUUGUUUAUUGAGCAAAACUCGGAGGGGUAUGACAACCAAUUGUGCUUCUCUGCCAUCAAAUCCUUGCCGUAUGAUGUACGAAUGAGUCAAGUGAGUUUCAUUUAUCACAUCGGUAUUGCAAGCAAUGCAAAAACUGCUCAUAUGUAUGCAGUGAAAAACAUUUUGGGUCAUCCAAAUGAGUAUCCCGAUGAGCGUAUGGUUCAAUAUCCAAUUUGGUCCACUUGGGCUUUGUAUAAAACCGAAAUCGACGAUCAAGUUGUUCGGGAAUUUGGUGAUAAAAUUAAAUCAUUGGGAUUUGAAAAUAGUCAAUUGGAAAUUGAUGACGACUGGGAGGAUUGUUAUGGUGCAUUGACAUUUAGAAAGAGUAAAUUUCCAGAUAUAAAAAAAUUAACCGAUGACUUAAAGACAAAUGGAUUCCGAGUUACGCUGUGGAUACAUCCGUUUAUAAAUAAAAAUUGCGAACCAAUUUACAGUGAAGCACUUUCCAAAGGAUAUUUGGUUUUAGAUCAUAAUAAUAACCCCGAUACCCAAUGGUGGAAUAGUAAGACUGGUGAAGCUGCCUAUGUAGACUUUACAAAAUCUGAAGUACAGGACUGGUUUAAGACGCGUUUAAGAAGACUGCAAACUGAAGACGGCAUUGAUAGUUUCAAAUUCGAUGCUGGAGAGUCCAGUUGGGUACCCGAUGACCCCAUCUUAAACAUAUCCUCCAAUUUUGCUCCAAGUCAAAUUACUAGGGACUAUGUACGCACAGUCGGCUCAUUCGGUUCAAUGGUUGAGGUGCGCUCUGGUCAAGGCACACAAGAUUUGCCUAUAUUCGUGCGUAUGAUAGACAAAGACUCGGAAUGGAAGUGGGAAAAUGGUCUUGUAACUUUGAUAACUACUCUGUUGCAAAUGAAUUUAAAUGGCUAUCCAUUCGUUUUGCCCGAUAUGAUAGGCGGCAAUGGUUACAAUAAUAAACCUCCUACAAAGCAACUCUUUCUGAGAUGGCUGCAAGCUAACGUUUUCAUGCCAAGUUUGCAAUUUUCUUAUGUUCCGUGGAAUUUUGAUGACGAGACAAUCGAAAUAAGUAAAAAAUUCACCAAGUUACACAGUGAUUAUACACCCCAAAUAAUGGAGCGUUUCAAGCUAGCUGCAACAACAGGUGAACCUGUUAAUACACCACUUUGGUGGGCCGAUCCUGAAGACACAACUGCUCAAGGAAUUUUCGAUCAAUUUAUGCUUGGCGAUGAUAUUAUAGCAGCUCCAGUUGUAGAAGAUUCCGCUACUAAGCGCGAUAUUUACCUACCCAAAGGAAAAUGGCAAGAUGGAAACACACUUGUUACAUAUACAGGCCCAAGAUGGAUAAUGGACUACUCCGCACCUUUAGACGUUUUACCUUACUUCAUAAAAGUAAAUUCAUAGAUAACAUUAUAAAAUACAUACGCACAUCCACUUAUAUACUAUACAUUCGUACAUAUGUACGUAAUUGGGCCUUAAAUAAAAUUAAAUUACAUUUGUACAUACUUCUUAAUAAAAAUAAAAACAUUAAAUUCUGGUAUUUUUAAACAAUAAA